Etheostoma cragini (Arkansas darter) is the source of this 4159-nucleotide messenger RNA. RefSeq names its product mitotic arrest deficient 1 like 1 (gene mad1l1). Bases 217 to 2385 code for a protein of 722 amino acids. Gene Ontology annotation, biological process: mitotic spindle assembly checkpoint signaling; attachment of mitotic spindle microtubules to kinetochore. The transcript has 18 exons. Lineage: Eukaryota; Metazoa; Chordata; Actinopteri; Perciformes; Percidae. The record is from RefSeq and is a predicted model, not a curated record. Gene Ontology annotation, cellular component: nuclear envelope; mitotic spindle; kinetochore.
AUUCGAGCUGAACUGGAGGGAGUUCUGCUGUAUGCAAUGUUGUGUACAGCUAACUAGCUAGCAGAGUAAAGAUAACUUAUCUAACAGUUGCGGCUAACCUGCUCCUGCUUACAAACUAGUCUGUGGUGAGGAAAUAUGCUUUCAAGCGAGACUGUUACAAUGUAAAAGCUAGCUAGAUGUUUUUUUUAGGAUUCUACAACACUAGAGACCUUCCAAAUGGAUUUAGAGGAUGACACCACUGUGUUAACAACCUUGAAGUCCUUCAAUUCCUUCAUCAGCCAUUCUAAUGCUCCACAGAGGCUGUCAGAUCACACAGCGGGGAAUGGAAACCUGCAGAGUCAGUACAAACGCAGCAUGGAGUUGCUGGAAGCAGCAGACAGAGUUCAUUCCAAGAAUCGCUACCUUCAGUUGGACCAGGAGAAGAAGCAGAUGGAGCUUAGUCACAAGCGAGCUCGAUUUGAACUGGAGAAGGCUGCUUCUGACAGCGCACGAGACUUUGAGCAUGAGGUUGACCGGAACCAAGACCUCAUGGGGCAAAUAAAAAAGUUGGGGGAGAGAGAGACGGAUGCAGCUAAGAACCUAUCAGAGCAGGUGGAGGUAAAUUGUGCACUCCGUCAGAACUUGAAGGGCCUGAACAGGAAACUGGAGGAGAGAGAUACAAGACUGAACACUGCUAACCAGACCAUCAGUUCUUUGAAGGAUGAGAUCAGAGAGCUGAAGCAGAAGAUUCAAAACCAAGACUUGACAACUUCUUCUCAAGCCCUUGAAACCCAGGAACUGCAGGAACAGUUAGAUCUACAAUGCAGGAAGUAUCAGGAAGUCUCUCAGCUUUGCCAAAGUCUCCAAGCUGCCCAGUCCUCCUGCUCGGAGCACAACAUCAAGAUAAAGGAGUUGGAGAGGCGUCUCACCCUCCAGGAGCAAGACAUCUCCAUUGUGAAGACUAUUAAGUCUGAGGCGGCAAAAGUUCCAGACCUGGAAAAGGAGUUGAAGUGCCUCAGAGAGGAGAAUGCCUUUCUCAGGGAGAGCAGGGAGAACUGCAGCCUGUUGAAAGAGGAGGUGGAGGGGCUGAGGAGAAAGCUGGAAAGGAUGCAGAAGACAAAAGAAGAGCUGGUUAACAUUGAACUGGAGAAGGAGAGGUUGGCGGAGAAGCUCCAAGCCUGGGUAAACCUUGGGCAAUCUACUGGACUCAACAUAAGGAAACCCGAGGAUCUGUCCAGGGAGGUGAUUCAGAUCCAGCAGAGAGAAAUUGCUCUAAAAGAGCAGAACUACAAUCUCAACAGCCGUGUGAGGAGUAUGGAACAUUCACAGUCUGACCUCCACGCAGAGCUGUCCCAGCAGCGCAGCAAGACUCUGGAGGAGCAGAAGAAGAGGGAGGCGCAGGACGCUCUUCUCCGUCGACUACAGAAGCGAGUGCUGUUAUUAACCAAGGAGCGUGACGGAAUGCGUGCCAUACUAGAGUCCUAUGACAGCGAGCUGGCACCUUCUGAGUACACUCCUCAACUCAGCAAACGGCUCAAAGAGGCAGAGGACAUUUUGCAGAAGACACAGAACCACAAUGCAGAGAUGGAGGGACAGUUGACCAAAGCACAGGAAGAGACAGGGACUCUGAAAAUGCAGCUGCAAAAAGUGGAGCUGGAGCUGGAGUCUCUAAAGAAGCACCAGGCCUCUGCUGCUGACUGCAACUCUUCAGUGAACAGAGAAGAGGUCAGCAUACUCAGACAGAAAAUUGAAGAUUUAGAGGCGGAGCGGCAGCGUCUGGAGGAGCAGAACAACAUUCUGGAGAUGAGACUGGAGAGACACAAACUACAGGGAGACUAUGAUCCCGUCAAAACCCGAGUUCUCCACUUCAAAAUGAACCCUACCUCUGUUGCCAAGCAACAGCGGCAGCAGGAUGUUGAGGCUCUUCAGGAGGAAGUGACACGUCUGAGGGAACUUGUGCGCUCAUUGCAGGAUGGAGGUGCCAUGGGCCAUUCACAAGACGAAUCAAGUAUGCACGCCCCCAGCCUUGGCCUUGGUUUUCCGCCAUCAAAGGAGGUGCUGGAUUUACGUAAGCAGAUGGAGAGCUCCGAGCUCCGGAACCAGAGGUUGAAGGAGGUGUUUCAGAGGAAAAUUCAGGAGUUCCGCACAGUCUGUUACGUCCUGACCGGUUAUCAGAUGGAUAUCACCACAGAAAACCAGUACAGGCUCACCUCAGUCUAUGCAGAGCACAUGGACGACUCCUUGCUCUUCAAAAAGGGCUCCAAUGGAAGCAUGCAACUCAUGGAGACAGAGUUUUCAAAAACUUUGGGAGAGAUGGUGGCCCUACAUCUGCAUCACCAGAUGAGCAUCCCAGCAUUCCUCUCUGCUGUGACCCUCGAGCUCUUUAGCCGACAAACCAUGAUCUAAAGUAACUUGACAUCAACUCUAUCACACAGGUGACACAUUACAGAUGGGAUUAGUUUUCUUUUCAAUUUCCUGUUUUCUUGCUCUCUUUCUUGCUUUUUUCUGUCUCAGAAGAUAUUCAGAGUUCUCUCAGCAGCUUGAUCAAAACAGUAAGUAGGGUAGUCAGGGCUGUGUUGAGGAAGAUUAACUCUGUUUGAUGAAAUAUUUCUUUUAUUUCUUGUAUCUUGUAUUCAAAAAAGCUAAGAAAACCACUUGGUUUGUCCUCUGAAUAUUUCAUCAAUGAAACUUUGAGAAAUACCUUGUUCUUAACAGGAUGAAGUUGUUAUUAAAAUGCCACACAAAAACCACUACAAUUUGGAUUUUGGAGCAUGUUUUUUACAGUGGGCGUUUAAAGCACACUUCCCACCAAGUUAAAUUCACAUUGUGGAGAAAGGUUUAUGUGGUUCUCUCUGAUCUGUAGUAGAUGCAUGUUGCGUGGUCUUUACCAAGACUGAAUCUUUGACUGUUUUUAUUCUGCUUUUUGUCUCCUAUCUCUUGGGGAUUUAUGUUUUACACCAAUGUUUUGUGGUAACCGCUAGUCCGCGCCAAUCCAAUUUUAAAUACAAGAUGGGUGGAUUCUAUUUUUUCUUUCCUUUUUUUAAUUCAAGUGCUGGAAUGUAUCCAAAUUAGAUUUUGGAUUUAGUGUUAAUAAAAAAUUGAAUUGAAUUGUUUGUUUUUAAUUAUUGUUGAAUUAGAAUUAGAAUUCAUAAUUAUGUGCUUGAAUUGGGUAAGGGGGAGGAGAAGUAUUUGUGGAAGUCAAUUUAAAUAUUAUCCAUAGCAAACAUCCUUACCUUCUGCCUUUUUAAAAAAUGCAACUGCUUUAAAGUAACAUUACUGCAAGAACACACAUUAGCUUGUUAGUGAAGGCCCAGAAACACAUAAUUUUUACAAUGAAUUGUUAGUUUACGACUAGAUCACAUGGGUUGCGUUUGAAUUGAUUGGAAUGGAACAUGUGAGUGCUCAGUUUUUUUAAUCUUUUUCAUUUUUUAGUUUUUUCAAGUAUCAGCCUGACUUCAGAAAACCUUUUUAUUUAUUUUUUUACCUUUUUAUCACAAGGUUUUAAGCAGUAUGCAUAUUUCUGUUUCCUCUCCUGAAAUGCUUCAUACACAAACAAUCAUAGCAGAACCUUGUUGUUACCUUUUAUAAUGCAAAAAGAAAUCUUUGGAUAUAAAUUUAAUUUGAAUGACCUAUGAGUUCCUCGAAUUUGGUUAACGAUCACGCCUGUGUGUGUUGGUGCGAGGACGAACACAAGAUAACACAAGGCCAAUUUCUAGGCAGCAAUAAAGAGAAAUGGCAGAAAUUAACAUGGGUGAAGAGGAAGCAAGGAAGCAAUCCAAUAAAAACGGAGAAACAAAAGGAAGCGAGCUAAGAAUAAAGCCACUUAUCACUGCAACAAAAUGAGGACUCCAGCUGGUGCAGCCAUAUGUCUCAUGAGAAAACAUAUUCUCCUGUACAGUACACGCCACAAACUGUCCUUGGUUUUUUCUUUUUUGCAUUCAUUUUCACAACACAGCACAUAUCCUCCACACCCUUCAGCUCUCACCUAAAAGUAAUAUUUGGAGUGUUUCAUAUAAGCUGUGUAAUACAUACAGCACUGCAGUAUACAAUGUUUUCUUUAAGGCAGUGUAUAAAGUGCUGGGGUUUUAUCGCUAUUGUCCACAUCCAAUUAAAAUGACUGUACCUCUUUGCUGUUGAAAUGCAAAUGUAAUCAAUAAAGCAUAUUUGACUUACUUGACAA